This is a messenger RNA of Microthlaspi erraticum, 795 nucleotides long. Lineage: Eukaryota; Viridiplantae; Streptophyta; Magnoliopsida; Brassicales; Brassicaceae. The record is from the annotation of a GenBank genome assembly.
AUGUCACGACCAAUACCCAUUGAAGAAAUGGUGGAAACUUUCAAAAGAAAUCACAAAACAUCUCACUUGUUCAAGAUAGACAACUUCUCUUUACUCAAGAAGCACCAAAUCCAAAGAGUCGAAUCCUCUGUUUUCUAUAUCGGUGGUCACAAAUGGAAAAUCAUUGUCUAUGUCGUCAGUCAGCUAAUCCCACAAUGGCACCCCAAGAAAAACGUAAAAUGGAACUUUGAACCAUCAUCAACACCGUUAUGGAAAGGAUUUUCAAAACUGAUGUCACUUGCUGAUCUUGAGAGCAAAGGUUUCCUUAUUGGAGAUUGUUGUAUGUUUGGUGCCACUCUUGUUGGUGUUGAACCUGGUCCACACGGAACAGCCGAAUGUUUUAGCUUGAUUGAGAAGCCUCUCAACCACAGAGUCACUUGGUUGAUGACCAAGUUCUCGUCGUUCGAGCCUGGAGAGAUUCAUUACUCUAAUGAAUUUGUCGUUGGAAACCGAAAAUGGAGAAUUAAAGUUCAGGAAAAACACAAAUCGUUUUCUGUGUAUCUAUCCGGAGAAGGGUUUAUCAACGAUGCGCGAAAGACAAAAACUUUCGCCAAAUUUAAGCUGCGGGUAUUGGAUCAAACUAAACAGAAACAUAUUGAGAAAACAGAAUCGGAUUGGGUUGAUGAGGAACCUGGUGACAAGAAUGGCUUUGAGGAUUUCAUGCCUCUGUCGAAACUUGGUGAACCUUAUUUGGUUAAUGAUAAGCUUUAUGUUGGAGUUGACUUCGAAGUCAUUUCUAUGACUAAAGAUUGUUAG